AUGAGACGGGAAGACUGUAAGAAGGAGGAGAAAAGAAGGGAGGAGAAGAAGGAGUCGAAGAAAAAGGAGGACGAAAGAAAAAUGGAGGAUGACCCUGAGAAAGAGCAAUUCAUAGGGACCUCUGCAGUAGCUAAGGUACUUGAUGAAGCCCAAAUCCCCUAUGUCAUCUGGGGCGGGGUGAUGUACGUUCUGAUGCAUGUCCGGAAAGGUUGUUCCAAGCUGGAGAUAACCUUUGUGAUCCCGGAUGAAUAUCUGAGCGAGGCAGUCCAGGCGCUCAGAGCCGCGGGGUACUCCGAUAGAAAUGCCUGGGAUUGGUCCUGUUUCUGGGAUCGUCCCCAUGAGAGCAUCCGCGGGGCUUAUACGUGGCCUGCCCACCCCUUUGAACCAAAGAAGGGCCUCACAUUUCAUAACCCCAUCGGUCUGCUUCGGAAGUCCCAGUGGCUCUCCAGCUUCCCUGACCCCCCCGUCGGCUUCCCCAGAGACGACGACCCGAACUUCAUGCUCACAACGGAUUGCCGCCUUAUGGACUGGGGGACCCCCGGGUGGGCUAGUGAUUUCUACCCGGUCAAGAUGCUCAAGCCUGUCCCGUGGGUAGAGUCAUUGAUUCUCCAAGAGGUGCGCGAUUGGACUCUCAAGAAAAGCGUAGGGGUGGGUUGGCCCUGGCUCCAGGCCAUCGAGCAAUUCCAUCGGAAUUCCGCAAGGCUCCUUCCCCGGGAAUUGUUCAGUCCCCACUGCAUCCGGCAGCCCUUCGGUACCAUCUAUGAGCGUUUGAUGGUCGUGGAUGAUGAUAGAGUGACUUGCCGUGAGAUUAAUCCAUUACUGGAUCAGAUAUGGGAGGACAUGCGGGCGAAGGGCACUCUGCCGGACCCCAUGUUUGAGUGUGUUGACCCAGGCUUCAAGGAAUGCUUGGAAUUUCGAAAGCAACUGAGGGGCUUGUCUGGUGAAGAAAUCGAGGAGCGGUUUGGGGAGAACGCAGCAGACUAGAGG
Messenger RNA from Aspergillus ibericus CBS 121593, 987 nucleotides. RefSeq lists its product as uncharacterized. The coding region runs from base 1 to 984 and encodes 327 amino acids. The transcript has 2 exons. Lineage: Eukaryota; Fungi; Ascomycota; Eurotiomycetes; Eurotiales; Aspergillaceae. The record is from RefSeq and is a predicted model, not a curated record.